This is a messenger RNA of Cadophora gregata, 3336 nucleotides long. RefSeq lists its product as uncharacterized. Bases 1 to 3336 code for a protein of 1111 amino acids. The transcript has 5 exons. Lineage: Eukaryota; Fungi; Ascomycota; Leotiomycetes; Helotiales; Ploettnerulaceae. The record is from RefSeq and is a predicted model, not a curated record.
AUGAGUAAGAUAAGGGCUUCAACAGCCAAAAUCGCUGAAAAUUGCUCAAAUCUUGGUUAUGGCAAACUACAGUCGGAGGAAAAGUACAAACGCUUGCUUAAAGAUAUUCGCGAAUUUUUUGUUGCCUAUGAAGAAGAGGGUAACUACCUUGGAUCCCAUCAAACUUUGACGGAUGAAAUCAUAUUGUGUGCAACGACUUAUCUGGAAAAGAACUCUCGAGGUGAAAAAUUCUGGUCUGACAACCACGGCAGCCUGGUGUGGCCAAAAGAUCAAGCACCUAUCACUGACGCUAUUGCCCACAUCUUCCGCCGUAAAGGCAUAUCGUCGUUUUACCACAGCGGACGUUCAAAACCCAACAAAAGAAAAGAUGGCCAAGCUUCGGCGAGUCUGGAGAGGAUAACAAAUGCUCGCGAGCAACGACAUCAAGACGACGAUGAUAACGAUGAUCUUCCAUCAAUUUGGUCCCAGUACAUUCAAAGCCUGAAUCCCGAUGUAAACGUGAAGUACUUGACGGACUUCACAACAGAAUGGUUGGAAACAAAAAACAGCCCCUGGCCCGAAAUCGCAGAUGUUAAACUCCAGACAUUUAUGCAUAACCGCAAUUUCUACAGUCACCCGAAUCACCGCAGACAAACCCCACGCGAGCUGAUCAUUAUUCUUGGGAAGGGCUCUGAAGUUGCUAAACUGCGCAAUGGCCCGCUCUCUGCUGAGUUCCAGAGCCGAAUAUGCGACAGGGUGGAGUUCCUAACAGAUCGGCUCGCCAAGGCGCCGUAUUUUAUACUGGAAUCUGAGCGCGAUGGAGCCGUACACAAGAUCAAGUCUUUUGCAAACAUGUGGAGGAGGAAGGAGACAUACUGGGAAGACCAUUCAGACCAUAUGACAGCCCAACCAACAGCGACUAUGAAGCCAGAAUCCAACAAGCGUCGGAAGUUAGAUGCGACGAAGAGCUCGGUAGCGUUCCCAAAUCUGUAUGAAAUGCCUCCACCAAGACAGGAGACAAAGGUGGUUUCAGUGGUGGGCGAGGCAUCGAAGACGGCUGCUGAUGAACUGGACAGAGUUCAUUUGACAUCGCCGUUGAGCGACUUGUCGACUCUGAGUACUUCAAUCUUCCAGAUUCCAACUCAUAUUCAGCACAGACCAGGGUCAAGUAGCCGCCGUCCUUUGGCCUUGGAGGACAGUAGCAACGAUGAACGUACCGCUGACACCAUAGUGGUCGCUGUCCCUGGAAAUCUCAGAAAACUGAAAAUUGAGCCUCUCCCAGAGAUCCCCCAUCCUGCACCAACAACGGCCUACUAUCAACCUUCAUUGCCUUCCACGCCACCCACAUCUGGACAGACUGCUUCAGCUUCAUUCAUGCAAUUUCGUCAUGACCAGAUGACAUCAAUAUCUCAAGAACAGCGCCCUACACUUCUCAAUGCAAACUCCUCUCGAUGCCCAUUUCCACGAAUACCUUUCGGCGCCUCUGCGAAAUUCUCUGAAGGCGAUCAAAGACCUGCGGAAGGUUCAAUGACACUAGAAUCAUCUAAUUGGGCCGAGACAAGCGCAUCUUCAGAGCCUUUCAUUGAGAAGUUAAGACCGCCAACUACGACUUCAGUGAGUGGCCCCAAGAGUCCGUCGAGGGCAUUUGACAAAUUUCUGUCUUUCUAUGGCACUGGUCAUCGAGGCUCUAGAAUAGAAGUACCCACAACUUCCAAGAAAACGCAGCAAAUUGACUCGCGGGCUUCUAUCAUGUCGCCCAUAGAGCGCCUUCGUGCUAAGAGACAAGAGAUGAGAGACGAGAAGAGAGCUGAGGUCUGUGCCCAGAUUUCUGAAUGGGAGGAGAUCAGAAAGCACGAGAAGAUAUCACGAUUGCAAACUAAGGCGCCUCCUCAGGCUUUGACGAUCACACGAGAAGAAAUGCCAUCACCUCCCCAUCUUCCUCUUGUCACUGAACCUUUUGGUAGGAAACCAAGAGGCACAGUUCCUCAAGAUGAUAACCAUUUUACGACGGGUUCUGGGUUGAUCGGAAAUCUUAACCUCACGAAUCAACCCUCCAUAUCAUCUACAGAUCCUAUCCUUCAGAUUUUGUCUCCCAUCGAAGCGCUCGAAGCUCCUACUACAUUGCCCCAAGCGUCAAGCAUCAAGUCAGGACAUCCAUCCGAAGUUCAACAGUCUAAAUCCUCUAGCAAAACCCCAGAAGAAGACCUUGCAAACGAUCGACAAUACAAGCGCUCCAGCCCAAAUUCGAACACAGUCUGUGUUCAAAUGAAAAACCAAGUGCCCAUGGUCAGCAAAACCAGAGCCUCAAGACCAGCUCAAGCUUUAAAUUCCAACAUUGCCUCCAAGACGACUGCAGAGGCUCCGAUUUCUCCUACCCAGAAUGCUGCUCCCCGUUCCAUUGUCCAAGCCUUGGAUUUCCCAGAGACUUCUACAGAACUGGAGCCUUCGACUGCGUCCAUGGCUCCCAGAUCAUUACACGACGAUCUAACGGGACUAGGUUCUUCAGACGCUACAUCUGUACCUUCCACGCCAUCUUUCUGUCACAUGGACCUUGAUCCGGUGCUUGCUCCGAUUGCUAUGCCUUUGCAGCAACUUGUCCCUACCACUGCUACAGUCUCAGUCACACCGAGCGCUUCCGUCAACCGAGAGCCUUCCAAGAGUUCAACGCCACCAGCCCCGACAAAAAGCAGCUCAAAUAUCGGCAUUGGCGUUGCUGCUGCUACGAAGAAGACGCUGGUGACACAACCCGAUGAAGUCUCCAAGAAGGGAAGUGACAAUGAGCUUUAUACGGAUAAGAUAAGCAACGAGCAAGAGAUUGUCCCUCCUAAGACUCCUGAGCCAACACACGAUCUGCUUCGACAGUGUCGUAGAGCGUACGCACUUGUGCCCGAACCAACUCCUUUCUCAGCCACACCAUCAGAAGAAGAACUCGCUACCAUGCAAGCACUCCAUCAUCAGCACAACAUUAGAGCCCGACCAGAGCCACAAACCAACCAAGAACACUCACUCGUCAAAUCCACGCUCCACGGCUCAGGAAUCAAGACCCUCGAGGUCGUCAUCGAGUCAGCAGACGAAGUAGUGAGUGCCGAAAACGGCUACUCUUUCGACGUAGUCACCAACAACACCCUCUCUGGCUUCUUCUCGUUCUACGCAGCGACGUCUGGCGCUCCGCUGGAGAGCUUCCAUAAGUUGACCUUCACGCCGACGUGGCCGAGUUGCGCUACGACGUACGUCACCAAGCAGAUGGGGGAGCCGGGUUUUAACAAGGUGAAGAAAAUGCUUCAGGUUUGGUAUAAGAAGGCACAGAAAGUUGAUCCAGAGGAGAUGGAUUUCCAGAUCAUGGUUGAGAUGGGUUAG